Molecule: messenger RNA, 834 nt
Organism: Geodia barretti
Lineage: Eukaryota; Metazoa; Porifera; Demospongiae; Tetractinellida; Geodiidae
Source: the annotation of a GenBank genome assembly
AUGCCCGGUAACAAGCUCACCAUCGGUAACGUUGAGAUCACGUCCCUCUCCGACGGGCUCCUGGAAUUCGACCUCUGCAACUUCUUCCCCGCCAUUCCCAAUGAGGACUGGCACGGCCACGAGAGUCACCUGAGCCCCAGCGGGGGCGUCCGUUUCAACCUGGCCUGCUUCGUCAUUCGCUCCGAGGGCCGCACCAUCGCCGUCGACACCGGUCUGGGUCCCAAGCCCACGCCAGACACACCCUGGGGCGAGUUGCUCAACGACUUCGCCGCCCACGGCAUGAAACCCGAAGACGUGGACAUGGUCGUGAUGACGCAUGCCCACCGCGACCACAUCGGCUGGAACGUGGUAUCCCAGGAUGGCAAAUACGUCCCCACCUUCCCCAACGCCCGCUACUACGUCAGCACCAGGGACUGGGAGGCUUGCCACGACCCCGCCCUCAUUGAAACACGCUUUCCCAACGCCCCCGACUGCGUGUGGCCACUGGAGGACCUGGGAGUGCUUGAACUGAUGGAGGGGGAGCACGUGCUCACCAGUGAGCUGACCAUGCUGCCGACACCGGGCCACACCCCCGGGCAUAUGAGCAUCGCGAUCUCCUCGCAGGGCGAACAGGGAUUGGUGCUGGGCGACGUGCUGCACAACACAGUCCAGAUUGAAAACACCGACUGGGUGUCCCGCGCCGACAUAGAUCCCGAGACAACCCGCAUCACCCGCAGGAAUCUGAUGGAUCGCCUGGAACGGGACGGCAUACCCGUCGCCGCCGUCCAUCUCGCGUCCCCUGGCUUCGGCCGUAUCGUCCGCACCGAAGGGCGCCGCUAUUGGCAGGCCAUCUAG